GGUGAGUCCUCAGGGGAUGCCAUGUCCCCGCCCCGCUGUCCCCAGCCCCGUGGUGGCCCUGGCAGGCUGGUGUCCCCUGUCACCUGCAGGUACCCAGACCACCCAGCUCCUGGUGGAGCCCCCCUGGAUCCCGGCGGUGUUGUGGGACCGGGUGACACUGACCUGCCAGGGCUCGGGGACCACCGGUGCCACCUCCUGGUACAAGGGCAGGUGGCUCUGGUGGCAGAAGGGACCUGAUCACUUCGUUGUCACCGAGAGUGGCACCUACCGGUGUGGCAGACCUGGCACUGGACUCAGCCCACCCGUGAGGGUGUUAAAUGCUGCACCACAGUGACCACUACCGCUGUGGGGGCUGGGUGAACUCUGGGCCAUCACCGUGGUGGGAGAUGUCAGCGCCGGUGACAGUGACAGUGACAGUACAUGUGCCCGUGGCCAAUGCCACCAUCACCCCCGGUCCCCCGGCACUCCAGGUGUGCCCAGGUGACCCCGUGACCCUGCGCUGCUCGGUGCAGGUGGGCUCAGCCCCUGUCACCUUCACCUGGCUGCACAACGGGCACGAGGUGGCCCGGGGUCCCCUCCUGGAGCUUGGGGCCGUCCAUGUGGGACAUUCGGGCACCUACCAGUGCGUGGCCACCAACCAGCUGGGACAGGACGGGCACCGCGUGUUCCGGGCACUCAGCCCAGAGCUGGCCCUGGAGGUGACACCACAGGGAACCACUGGACACCUCUGGAACACAGUGGCUGUGAAUGUCGGCAGGACCCUCCUGUACCUGCUCCUGCUCCUGGCUGUCAUCGGGGGCUGUCGCUGGUGGCACCGCCGGGGAAGCCCCGCACCCCACAGACCCUCUCUUAUCCUUGCAGGCCUCUCCAGGAGCCCUCGGCCCCCUGCAGGAGGGGGCAGUGCUGGACCCCCAUGUUGGUCCCCAAGUGUCCCCCCCGAGGUCCCCCAGGUCACCUACGCGGAGCUGCCGGGACAGCGGUGGCGCCCAGGGGACUGCGGUGACUACGAGAACGUGCUGUGA
Molecule: messenger RNA, 1022 nt
Organism: Catharus ustulatus (Swainson's thrush)
Lineage: Eukaryota; Metazoa; Chordata; Aves; Passeriformes; Turdidae
Product: advanced glycosylation end product-specific receptor-like
Exons: 6
Coding region: 318-1022 (234 amino acids)
Source: RefSeq, a predicted model, not a curated record